This is a messenger RNA of Plasmodium cynomolgi strain B, 756 nucleotides long. RefSeq lists its product as hypothetical. The transcript is spliced from 8 exons. The record is from RefSeq and is a predicted model, not a curated record. Lineage: Eukaryota; Apicomplexa; Aconoidasida; Haemosporida; Plasmodiidae. The annotation marks the transcript as partial.
GACCAGCUAAUCGAUGAAUACUAUUCCGACUUGAAAGACGACCGCAAAAAAGAAGAAUGCCAAUCCAGGUGCACACAGGGGGACCACGUUUUUAAAUCAGUGCAGAGGGACAAAGCUGACUACGCGAGACUGGAUGAGAACGAGGAACCUCCACCUUUCACUGACUUGGUUCCAAAUGAGGCGAAAUUCGGCACUGUGAAGAUCACCAACCCUUUGCCCAAAGUAGAACGGCGAGACCAACUAAAGGAGGGCUACAUGCAGUGGCUGACGACGGAGAAACUGAUGAGGCCAAAUGAAAGAAGACUAGAAUACGAACAAAUGCAGGAAAAAUACCUAGAAACUUUAAAAUUAUCGGAAGAUAUAAAAAAGGAUGUAAAGCUCGCGCGAGUGGUUAAGUCGCAUUACCCUAGAGGAAUAGUUGGUUAUCUGAGCAUUUCGUUUGGAUCAUUUAAUAGGCAGGAGGUGUCAGCGCAAAUGGGGGGAGAAGGGACAACAGGGGGUCCUGCACAUCCUGAAAUGUUCACACUGUUGAUAGGCUUUGUGCUGAUCGAAGAUAACUACAUCAUAGUGGGCAACGGAAAAUACAGCGUUGAUUCCAUAUACAGUGAAAACACUGAGCUGUACAAGGACAAAUAUGAGGAGCUUAAAAGUAGGCAGGAAGUUCGGGCGAAAAAAAUGAAAGAACGUGGAGAAGCCCUGGAGCGGCAAAACAACAGGAAUGGGAACUUCCUGGCGUUCGAAGCAGACAAUAUGUGA